AGACAAGUAUUGAACUAUAAGUAAACCAAAUUUACUGAUGAUAUAUUAAAUUAAAGCCGUUUGACUCUUAAUUAACAAAACCUUCAGUCUAAAUAACUCAACGAAAUAAUAAUUCCAACAGAACUUAACGCACUCAAAAUUAACUCCGAAAUUGUCAAAUAAAAGUGAUAAACAAAUUAAAGACAAGUAUACCAAAUUUCCUACAAAUUCAAUCCACACUUCAAACCGCAACUAAAACAAAUUGAGUCUUAGCAAAUCAACUGUUAAAACUUGUCAAUAUAACUCAACUAAACAACAGUUCAAACGGCACUGAAAUCAUUCCGAAUUUACUCCGAAAUAUCCAUAUAGAAAACUGCCUGCACAUUCUAUAAAAAUCAAACCACAACUACAACAAAUUUAAAGCAUUGACUCUUUGAAAAUCGUCUAAUAAAAUAACUAUCAAAAUAACUUAACUAAAUACCAAUUGAAGCAGCACUUAACCCACUCCGAAUUAACUCCAAAAUUACCAACAAUCAAUCGCGAUGCGCACGUUUAAGCGCGGCUUCUACUGUGCGGAUCUCUCGCUCCGCUAUCCGUACCACGAAUGCACGAUCACGGUGCCCAUGCUCCUGGUGAUGAUGCUGCUGCUGCCCAUGCUCUUCAUCAGCGUGGUGGAGAUCAUGCGCAUCUGUCGCCAUCUGCGCAUGCGGCAAUAUCUGCGCAAUUUGUGGCGAGCGCAGGCAACAUUCAGCUUCGGCUUCAUCGCCACCUAUCUGACAACGGAGCUGGCCAAGCACGUGGUGGGUCGACUGCGUCCGCAUUUCUACAGUGCCUGCCAACCACGACUGCACGACGGCACCAGCUGCUCGGAUGCCCACAAUGCCGAUGUUUACGUGCAGCAAUUCUACUGCAGCAAUCGCAAUCUAUCGACGCAACAGUUGCGCGAGCUGCACGUUAGUUUUCCCAGCGCCCACAGCAGUCUCAGCUUCUAUUCGAUGUGUCUGCUGGCCUUCUAUGUGCACAGUGUGUGGCAGGGACGCGGCAGUGUGCGCGUCAUGAGGCACAUUCUCCAGUUUCUGUUGCUCAUGGCCGCGUGGUAUGUCUCGCUGAGCCGUGUGGCCGACUAUUGGCACCAUUGGUCCGAUGUCUUGGCUGGUGCCGUGUUGGGCGUUGUCUAUGCCACAAUCACGGCCAUUUAUGUGGGCGAUCUGUUGCAUGCACGGCCGCCGCACAACGUUAAUCCCGUUGCACUCGGCUACGUGUGUGCGCCAACCAGUUGCUGCUGCAGUUGCCACCACCAGCGCCAUCAUAAUCACCAUCAUCAUCAUCAUCAUCAGCUCCUGGGUGAGAAUAAUAAUUCGACGACGUCCACAAAGGUGCAUUUCUUGGCUGCCGCCGCCGCCGCUGUGGCAGCCACACCGCACCACACCGAUUGUGGGCAGCACCACAUUGAAGUAGACGACAAUAUCGAGAUCGACAUCGACGACAGCAGAGACGAUCGCAACGACUGCGACGACGAUGACGACGGCAGCAGCAGCGACGCUGACGUUGACUACAAGCUGCCCACAUCGCGUAAUCCGACGCCGUCGCCACCGCCCCCGCCACCGCAUUCUGGAACGCUGAGCUUGCCAAAUGUGGUCUAAGAAAGAGAAAGAGAAGGAGAAGGAGACACUUAUCUGUUUUGGAUUUGGUGGGGUAAAUGCCCAUUGUGCAUUACGACAAAAUUUCGACAAUUUUACCAUUUAGAAAUCGAAGCAAAACACCGAAAAAAACGAAAAAAAAAAUGUGAUAAGCGCGCGGCGCAACUCUUUUUACCUGAUAUGCACAGUAGAGUAGACCAUGCUCAGACCAAGUACUCUGCAUGAUUUACGAAAUCCAAUGCCUCAAGACACGAGCACACACAUUGUGCAACACUCUGUGCGGUGCUGUGUGCUGUGGUGCAACAGUCUGGCAACGCUGCGGGCGCGCACAGUGGUCACGAAACGUGUUGUGGGCCAGCAGAAGCAGAAAAAGGCAAAUCUUGCACAUUAAAUUAAAAGAAAAUUUAAUUUGAUUUGGCAGCGGCAACGACGACGACGACGACUUUGGCGUAUCUCUUGCCCCGUCUAUCUGCCUCGUCUUGUGGCUACUACGGCGGCCGGGCGCUUGUUUUGUUUGUAAACAAAGCCGCAGUCACGUCGCAGCCGCCUCUUUGAAGUGCCAACAACAACAACAACAACAACGUGCUUCAAUCAGCUGGCACAAUCUGCAGCUGCAGUCGACGCUGCAGUCGACGUCAACUGCGACUGCGACGUCGAAGUUGCUGCAUAGUUUUCAUUGCUUGCGCAGAGAUAAGGCCUUAUAAAUAAUGAACAAAUUACAAUAAAAAAAAAACAAAAUCUGAAAACAAUAUUAAAAGAGACAGUUGUAGUUAAAGCACUCUAACAAUUCAUUAUAAAAGAUUUAUUGAACAAAAAAAAAAUAAAUAAAAACUAUUUAUUAGCAUUUACUUAGUGUUAAUUGAAUGUGUGAAAGAGAAAGAGAGAAACAGAGAUGUUGUCUGCUCUUUCGU
Molecule: messenger RNA, 2530 nt
Organism: Drosophila albomicans
Lineage: Eukaryota; Metazoa; Arthropoda; Insecta; Diptera; Drosophilidae
Product: putative phosphatidate phosphatase
Exons: 1
Coding region: 522-1622 (366 amino acids)
Biological process (GO): phospholipid metabolic process; phospholipid dephosphorylation; signal transduction
Molecular function (GO): phosphatidate phosphatase activity
Source: RefSeq, a predicted model, not a curated record